This is a messenger RNA of Cyphellophora europaea CBS 101466, 1188 nucleotides long. RefSeq lists its product as uncharacterized. Gene Ontology annotation, cellular component: extracellular region. Gene Ontology annotation, biological process: carbohydrate metabolic process; chitin catabolic process. Gene Ontology annotation, molecular function: chitin binding; chitinase activity. The record is from RefSeq and is a predicted model, not a curated record. The transcript is spliced from 2 exons. Bases 1 to 1188 code for a protein of 395 amino acids. Lineage: Eukaryota; Fungi; Ascomycota; Eurotiomycetes; Chaetothyriales; Cyphellophoraceae.
AUGACACCCUCCAGAUCUCAAAUGCUUACACAGCUCGCCCUUGCCGCGCUUCUGAAUACAGUCGCCAUGGGCGCACCAAUCUCGCGAUCAGAGGCCUCAGCUGCUGGCUCGACGAACGUAUCGCUCGCUACCGCGCCCUCUCGACCUCUACAGCCCACAAUUCCAACCCACAACUUGACACGAUCGACUAACCAUACCGAGUUCUUGAACGGCGGCUAUUGGCCUGACUGGGAAGAAGACAUCGCAGAUGUUUGUCUCGAUGUAGGCACUUUGAGCCAUGUCAACUACGCCUUUGCCCAAGUCCUUGACGACGGAUCUAUCUCGAUUGCGAACCCCGAUGGCCUGUGGAGAUGGAUGCAGAGGAAAGGCACGCAUCCGGAUCUGAAGGUUUCUUUGGCUGUCGGCGGAGGUACAGCGAUGGCAACUGAGGCCUUCGCCGCAAUGGCGUCCGAUCCAACAAAGCUCGCCUUCUUUAUCACGUCGAUUCAGGCAGCCGUAGAGGGAUAUGGUCUUGAUGGAAUUGAUAUUGAUUGGGAAUAUCCGCAAACCACCGAGCAGGGUCAACAGCUCCUAACACUCCUCCAGAUGUUGCGACAAGCCAUGCCACGACCCUUCCACAUCAGUGCCGCUGUACCUACCGGUGAUUGGGCCCUUCAAUACAUUCCGUUAGCCGAAAUUGCGGAAGUCAUCGAUCUCCUCAACCUGAUGGCUUAUGACUUUGUCGGUGCCACCUUCGCCAACACAUUUGUAACGGGACACCAGGCCAAAUUAUACUCAGCUGGCGCCGGUGGGGCAAGUGGAAAUGCGGCGGUAGAAUACAUCGAGAGUCAGGGGUUUCCGGCCAACAAAAUCCUCCUAGGCGUACCGUUGUAUGGUCGGGUCUUCGAUGGCGCCAACUGGCUGAAUGAGAAGUUUUCCGGCACAAGCGGUGAUAGUGAGUACCUAGUCAAGGAUCUCCCGAGGCCGGGUAUGCAGGAAUUCUACGACAGCGAUGCCGUUGCGGUGUUCGCAGUAGGCGACGGGCAGUUCAUUACCUACGACAACGCUCAAUCCGUCUCUGAGAAGGCCAAAUACGUGCGAACAAGAGGCCUGGCAGGAUUGUUCUUCUGGCAACUGACGGCGGACCGUUGCAGGGACGGGAGCCUAGUCAGGGCCGGAUAUGAGGGCCUGAAGGGAUUCCAUCGAUAA